GGGACAAGCAGCCGUUGCCAUGGGAAAUGCGUGUAAGAGUUGCAUACCAUGUAGCCCAGGCACUAGAUCAUUGUAGCAUGGAAAAUCGCAUAUAUCAUGAUUUGAAUGCAUACAGGAUUCUUUUCGAUGAGGAAGGCGACCCCCGAUUGUCUAGUUUCGGGCUUAUGAAAAAUAGUCGAGAUGGGAAAAGCUACAGUACCAACUUAGCAUAUACUCCACCUGAGUUUUUGCGGACAGGCAGGAUUAUUCCAGAGAGUGUAAUCUACAGUUAUGGAACAGUUCUUUUGGAUCUUUUGAGCGGCAAGCAUAUUCCUCCAAGCCAUGCUCUUGAUCUGAUUAGAGGUAAAAAUGCCUUGUUGCUGAUGGACUCGUCGCUAGAAGGGCAAUACGCAAAUGAUGAUGCUACAAAGUUGGUUGAGCUUGCUUCAAAAUGUCUUCAGUUUGAGGCUAGAGAACGCCCAGAUAUUAAGUUUCUUCUUACAGCAGUUGCACCUCUUCAAAAGCAGAAAGAGGUAGCAUCUCAUGUGUUGAUGGGCCUAACUAAAAACACAGCGGUGCUACCAACCAUGCUGUCACCCCUAGGAAAGGCUUGUGCAAGGAUGGAUCUCACAGCUGUGCAUGAUAUAUUGCUAAAAACAGGUUAAGAUGAAGAAGGUGCUGAGAAUGAGCUUUCGUUCCAAGAAUGGACACAACAAGUGCAAGAGAUCCUGAACACGAAAAAAUUUGGGGACAUUGCAUUCAGAGACAAGGAUUUCAAGAACGCAAUUGAGUAUUAUUCUAAGUUGGUGGUGAUGAUGUCGGUUCCUUCGGCUACUGUAUUUGCAAGAAGAGCGUUCUCAUACUUGAUGAACGAGCAGGCAGAACUGGCGUUACGGGAUGCAAUGCAGGCACAGGUGUGCAUUCCUGAUUGGCCAACAGCAUUCUACCUGCAGGCCCUUGCUCUCUCCAAGCUGGGAAUGGAGACUGAUGCUCAGGAUAUGCUCAAUGAUGGAGCUGCCUUUGAAGCCAAGCGGUCUAACAGUUGGCGUGGUUAACUUGUGCUUAUUUUGCUAAUUAGUAAGGCGCUAGUUUAGGAAGUUAGUGACCAGUUCAGGUGUCAUUGUGCAAUAUCAAGUAUAGAUUCUCCCUUUUACAGAUGAGUCCUGUAGAUUGAAUUUUCCUCAGAUCAAAUAAGUUGAUCUUCCGCUCACUUUCACUA
Messenger RNA from Neltuma alba, 1198 nucleotides. RefSeq names its product serine/threonine-protein kinase BSK2-like. Gene Ontology annotation, molecular function: protein binding; protein kinase activity; ATP binding. Lineage: Eukaryota; Viridiplantae; Streptophyta; Magnoliopsida; Fabales; Fabaceae. The record is from RefSeq and is a predicted model, not a curated record. Gene Ontology annotation, biological process: protein phosphorylation; brassinosteroid mediated signaling pathway.